Messenger RNA from Aureobasidium pullulans EXF-150, 1613 nucleotides. RefSeq names its product para-hydroxybenzoate-polyprenyltransferase Coq2. The record is from RefSeq and is a predicted model, not a curated record. Gene Ontology annotation, biological process: ubiquinone biosynthetic process. Gene Ontology annotation, cellular component: mitochondrial inner membrane. Gene Ontology annotation, molecular function: 4-hydroxybenzoate polyprenyltransferase activity. NCBI's taxonomy places the organism in Eukaryota, Fungi, Ascomycota, Dothideomycetes, Dothideales, Saccotheciaceae. Bases 161 to 1366 code for a protein of 401 amino acids. The transcript is spliced from 2 exons.
UUCCACUUCUUCUUGAUUGCUGGUAUACCAUUUCUUUUCGUCAUCGCUUUUCGGCGUCUGCUGUUUUGUCUCGCUCCUUGGAACGAAUCUCAGCCUCCUUCAUUUUCCUUGCCUUUUUACUGCUCUCCAAAUCAUGUUGUGUUCUCGGAUAUCGUCCUCGAUGGGCCUCAGACGUCUUGUCAACCCUUCAGUUCUUUCCAAAACAACUUCUGUAUCCCGUAUUCGCCGUUCUGGUCUCACGCCAUCAAGGCAUUGGAACUUUGUCAACUUGAACACACGAAAUGUCACUUCCAGCUCAAGUUUACCGUCUGCGAGUACGCCACUACCGCCAAAGUCCACCGACCACGGUGCAUCUGUACUUCAGCAUGAAGCUGGUCUAGAUCCAAAUCCAUCUCCUGUGCGCUACGAGCCUCCAAAGUCUGGCUUUCUCUCCUAUCUGCCUGCUUCGUUCGUACCAUACGCCGAACUGAUCCGGAUCGACAAACCAGUAGGCACCUACUAUUUGCUCUUCCCGUGUAUCUUCAGUACGCUUCUAGCUGCACCCCUAGCUUCUCCGAUCACGGCGCCCUCGACAGUCUUGGCCACUUCUGCUCUCUUCGCUACAGGUGCACUAGUCAUGCGUGGUGCAGGAUGCACCAUCAAUGACCUUUGGGAUCGAAACUUGGAUCCCAAAGUCGCUCGAACCCGUCUGAGACCUAUCGCACGUGGCGCUGUCUCUCCGGAAGCUGCUAUUAUCUACACUGGCUGCCAAUUGCUGACCGGCUUGGCUGUGCUCUUGCAGUUUCCUUUUGAGUGCUUCUUCUACGCAACGCCUUCUUUGCUGCUGGUAUCGACGUACCCUCUCGCAAAACGUGUCACCAAUUACCCCCAAGCUGUUCUUGGUCUAACCUUCUCUUGGGGGGCCAUCAUGGGCUUUCCUGCUUUGGGCGUUGACCUUCUGUCGAAUCCAGAAGCACUCACUGCUGCAGCCUGCUUGUAUGCCUCUAAUAUUGCAUGGACCAUUCUCUAUGACAUGAUCUACGCACACCAAGACAUCAAGGACGAUGCAAAGGCAGGAAUCAAAUCCAUCGCUCUCCGUCAUGAGAAGAACACGAAGGCAGUGUUGAGUGGUCUUGCCAUUGUUCACACUACGUUGCUGGCCGCCGCUGGGGCUGCGAUUGGAGCUGGUCCUAUCUUCUACAUUGGUACUUGUGGUGGUGCUCUGCUCACUACUGCAAACAUGAUCUGGAGAGUGCGUUUGAGCAGCGUGAAGAACUGCUGGUGGUGGUUCAGGAGCGGAUGCUGGAUGACUGGCGGCGCAAUCACUCUGGGCCUCACAGGAGAAUAUCUUGCUCAUUACCUCGGAUGGUACGAAGAUGAGCCUUGACGGACACCUGGCGAUGAACAACAUAUGUAUGUAUAGUGUAAGAUAGCUGUUUCGAAAAGUUGUUGCAGUUCUGGCUUGCUUGCUCUACAUGAAGUACACUUCUUCAUGCUUCGAGAUAUUUCGACUGACACGCUUAUACUUGGCAUUUCUACAACAUUGACUAGUGUUUCUUCCCAUUGACACCAAAAUUGUGUCAGUGUAUCUCCCGCAGAGACGCAGGAAGUGGCGGGGGGCUUGCCGUGCCGAU